AUCAAACAGAUGCACAAGAUUGCUUGGAAGCGGCCAGCCACGCACGGUCCACUCCACUGCCUCACACUCAGAAGGAAUGGCAUGUCUUAUGGCAGCCUUCUCAGUCAACAACACCUCUGUGACCAACUCUAUCAUAAUGAAUACCAACGGGCCCCCUGAUCUCAUGCUGGACCCAAGAACAGUGUGUGUGUCCAUUGACGAUGUAGUGGCCAAUCACACUGGCAGCCCGCAGACGCCUCUUUUACAUGGACACCUGAAAAAAGUGGAGAACAACCUGACUGAGGCCCAGCGCUUCUCCUACUUGCCCCGCAGACCAGCGGUCAAUAUCGAAUUCAGAGACCUCUCCUACUCUGUUCCUGAGGGACCAUGGUGGAGAAAGAAAGGUUACAAGACACUGCUGAAAGGAAUCUCCGGGAACUUUACCAGUGGAGGACUGGUGGCCAUCAUGGGGCCCUCAGGAGCCGGGAAAUCUACGCUUAUGAAUAUUCUAGCAGGAUAUAGGGAAACAGGAAUGAAAGGAGAAAUAUUAAUAAACGGCCAGCCCCGAGAUCUACGCUCCUUCAGGAAAGUGUCUUGCUAUAUUAUGCAAGAUGACAUGCUUCUGCCUCACCUCACAGUGCAGGAGGCCAUGAUGGUGUCGGCUAAUCUCAAACUCCAGGAAAAGGAGGAGGGCAGGAGAGAGAUGGUCAGGGAGAUCUUGACUGCACUUGGUUUAUUGGAGUGUGCUAAAACACGCACAUCUAACCUCUCUGGCGGCCAGAGGAAACGCUUGGCCAUUGCCUUGGAACUUGUCAACAACCCACCCGUCAUGUUUUUUGAUGAGCCUACAAGUGGACUGGACAGUUCGUCCUGUUUCCAGGUGGUCUCACUGAUGAAAGCUCUUGCACAAGGUGGUCGGACAGUCAUCUGCACCAUCCACCAACCCAGCGCCAAAGUCUUUGAGCUCUUUGACAAACUCUAUGUUCUGAGCCAAGGUCAGUGCAUCUACCGGGGAAAAGUAUCCAACCUCAUCCCUUACCUGAGGGAACAUGGACUCAACUGCCCUACGUAUCACAACCCUGCUGACUUCAUAAUGGAGGUGGCUUCUGGAGAAUAUGGUGACCACAUGGCUCGGCUGGUGAAGGCUGUUCAGGAAAGGAAGUGUGAGAAAGAUUACAAGAGUGAGAUGAAUACAGAUGGAGCCCUGAACCCUUUUCUGUGGCAUAGACCAUCUGAGGAGGAUUCCUCUUCUACUGAGGGCUGCCACAGCUUCUCUGCCAGCUGUCUGACGCAGUUCUGCAUCCUCUUCAAGAGAACCUUCCUCAGCAUCAUGAGGGACUCGGUGUUGACCCACCUGCGUAUCACCUCUCAUAUUGGCAUCGGGAUCCUGAUAGGACUUCUGUACCUUGGCAUCGGCAACGAGGCCAAGAAAGUCCUCAGCAACUCUGGUUUCCUUUUCUUCUCUAUGCUCUUCCUCAUGUUUGCUGCUCUAAUGCCCACUGUGCUCACCUUUCCUCUUGAAAUGGGUGUCUUUUUGAGAGAACAUUUGAAUUACUGGUAUAGUCUGAAGGCGUACUAUCUGGCAAAGACCAUGGCUGAUGUCCCAUUCCAGAUAGUAUUUCCCAGUGGCCUACUGCAGCAUCGUUUACUGGAUGACCUCUCAACCAUCAGACGCUGUUCGUUUCAUUCUCUUUCUGGCCUUGGGGACUCUGACCUCUCUGGUGGCACAGUCUCUGGGCCUGUUGAUUGGAGCAGCAUCUACAUCUUUGCAGGUGGCCACUUUUGUAGGUCCAGUGACGGCAAUUCCUGUUCUGCUUUUUUCUGGCUUUUUUGUCAGCUUUGACACCAUCCCAAAGUACCUCCAGUGGAUAUCAUACAUUUCAUAUGUCAGGUACGGCUUUGAAGGAGUUAUCUUGUCCAUCUACGGGCUGGACCGUGAGGACCUGCACUGUGACAAAGAUGAAACAUGUCACUUCCAAAAGUCAGAGGCCAUCCUGAAAGAGCUGGAUGUUGA
Colossoma macropomum (tambaqui) is the source of this 1993-nucleotide messenger RNA. It is a transcript of the gene abcg1, whose product is annotated as ATP-binding cassette, sub-family G (WHITE), member 1. The record is from RefSeq and is a predicted model, not a curated record. Gene Ontology annotation, biological process: cholesterol homeostasis. The transcript is spliced from 15 exons. The coding region runs from base 77 to 1822 and encodes 581 amino acids. Gene Ontology annotation, cellular component: plasma membrane. Lineage: Eukaryota; Metazoa; Chordata; Actinopteri; Characiformes; Serrasalmidae. Gene Ontology annotation, molecular function: ATP binding; ABC-type sterol transporter activity; ATP hydrolysis activity.